Meloidogyne enterolobii is the source of this 808-nucleotide messenger RNA. The record is from the annotation of a GenBank genome assembly. Lineage: Eukaryota; Metazoa; Nematoda; Chromadorea; Rhabditida; Meloidogynidae.
AAUGGUUGAAUAUACCAUCGCUCAUUUUGCCAAGAACCAAGAACUACCUCAAAUUUUUCAAUCAUCUUCCAAUCAACAACCACCGCUCGUAGUUGAUUCAGAAACCUUACAGUCAAUAUUCAAUGCUGCAAAUGCAUUUUCUGCUUCUCCAGGGAAUGGAGUUAAUAAUGAAGAGGAUAUUGUUAAUAACAACGAUAUUGGACAAUUUAAUCCUUUACUGAUCAACACAAACUCCCCUCUAAAUAAUGGACAGAUAGAGAAAGGGAUUUUGACUAGUGAACAGAUGCAUAGGCAUUGGCGUAAAAAAGUUUGUGGAGUCUUAUCUAACGGAAGCGUAAGCCAUAAGAACGAGGUAUCACGCAAUAGUAGCAAAAAGCGUAAAGAUCAACAAAGCACUCAGCAAAGGUUCGAUUCAGAUCUUGGAGGGAGAGAAGAUGUGGAUUCUGAAGUAAGCUCAAAAACUACUCUUGAACGCCAAAAUAGCGGCAAAAACCAUUUAAGUGUGAAUAUGUUUAAUUUUGAAGAUCCCCGACUAAAAAGGAUAUCGAGAUCACUCCCAGAACAUUUUUGUAUUGAACCCGAGCAAAAGAUCAUUCAAAGGGUAAGAAGGAAAAAUUCAUUUAGAGACUCGGCAAGAAUAAUAAGGAAUCAGCUCCAUACACGUGCACACUUUCUAAAAAGAACAAUAGGCCAGUUAAGAGGCCGAGAGAUGGCAAAUAAAAUUGAUCAAAAAUCAAGAAUAAUAUUUCCUAUUGCUUUUAUAAUUAUGAAUAUUUGCUAUUGGUCUUACUAUUUGAUUCUCAAUUAA